Rhincodon typus (whale shark) is the source of this 541-nucleotide messenger RNA. RefSeq names its product ATPase family protein 2 homolog. The record is from RefSeq and is a predicted model, not a curated record. Gene Ontology annotation, cellular component: cytoplasm. The transcript has 5 exons. Lineage: Eukaryota; Metazoa; Chordata; Chondrichthyes; Orectolobiformes; Rhincodontidae. Gene Ontology annotation, molecular function: ATP binding; ATP hydrolysis activity. The coding region runs from base 19 to 513 and encodes 164 amino acids.
UGGUCAGACAUUGGAGGGAUGGAAAACGUGAAACUGAAACUCAAGCAGGCUGUUGAGUGGCCACACAAACACCCUGAAUCCUUUACCAGAAUGGGGAUUCAACCUCCAAAAGGAAUUCUGCUUUAUGGGCCUCCUGGAUGCUCUAAGACAAUGAUAGCAAAAGCUUUGGCCAAUGAGAGUGGACUGAAUUUCUUAGCCGUGAAGGGACCAGAACUAAUGAGUAAAUACGUAGGAGAAUCUGAGCGUGCUGUGAGAGAGAUCUUUAGGAAGGCCAGAGCCGUGGCACCUUCUGUCCUCUUCUUUGAUGAAAUAGAUGCUUUGGCAGUUGAGAGGGGUAGCUCUGCUGGUGCUGGAAAUGUGGCUGACCGAGUCCUUGCACAAUUGUUGACUGAAAUGGACGGGAUUGAACAGCUCCAUAAUGUGACAAUCUUGGCAGCCACCAACAGGCCAGAUAUGAUAGACAAGCAGGCAAUUUAUGUAAUCCACACUCUGGAUCAUGUGUUCAAAAGAUAAGCAGAUGUCACUGAUGAAGCUAUUGCCU